CCCCCUCCCCCCCGCCUCUUUUGUUUCAAUAUUUAAUUGCAUUUGUUUCGGAAUUACUAGGCAACCCACCCCCAGAUGUGCAGUUUAAAGGUGAUGUGCUUGCAGUGAGAUUUUCAGGAUGUACUCAGCAGAGCACCAUCAUGUGAUACUGGGGUAAGGUGGAGUUCUGCUUUAAGGGGGAGUCUCUAGCCUUCCUCACCAAUCUUUAGGAUCUCAGCUGGAGAAAUACCAGAGAAUGCUUCCCCUUUCCCUACUCCUUCUUCUCCAUCCAGCCUCCCGAGUCAGCCUCUGAGCAGACCAAAGACGGGCAGAGCAGUUGCAAGCCAUGUGGUGAUUAUAAAGAGCCAGCAGAGAUGAGGUGAGCUCAUGACGGCAGCAGCAGUGAGAAGACAUGGCAUUGGCAUGGUCAUCCUUUGGCUGACCCUCAGAAGGAGCUGGAGCUGCAAGCCCAUCCCUCACACACUGGCUCUGCCCUAGGGAGGAGGGAGCUCCAGGUCUGAUCCCCAGCAUGUGGCUGGUUAAAAGAGUGUCUGCCGCCAGUAACAAAGACGAUUCUUCUCCAGAGACUUAGAUGGCACAGAGAUUUCUAUCGAGUAUCAUUUAAGAUCAAAAGCUCACCUAUUCAGGGUGGUGCGAGGAAGAUGCGGCGCUGAGGAGCGGGCUCGGCCCGGGCUCCGCUGCGGGACCGAUGGGCGCGUCCUGAACUCGGAGCGGUCUGGAUGAGAGCGGCGGCGGCGAAGGGCGGCAUCGAGCUGGAAACAACAUGAAUACCUCGGUCCUCGCCCUACUGGGAAAUAUUUCCGGUCACCUGAAUUUUUCAGAGACGAACUCGCAGAUCUUGCAGUUUGAGGACGAGGAUUGCCGUGUGCCUUUGGCCAUGGUCUUCACUCUGGCCUUGGCUUAUGGGACUGUGAUAAUUCUGGGAGUCUCUGGGAAUCUGGCUUUGAUUGUCAUUAUUUUAAAACAAAAGGAGAUGCGCAAUGUUACCAACAUCCUCAUUGUCAAUCUAUCCUUUUCUGACCUCCUGGUGACCAUCAUGUGUCUUCCCUUUACCUUCGUGUAUACUUUAAUGGACCACUGGAUUUUUGGGGAGGCCAUGUGCAAACUGAACCCUUUUGUGCAAUGUGCCUCCAUCACUGUCUCAGUCUUUUCUUUAGUCCUCAUUGCUGUUGAGCGCCAUCAGCUGAUCAUCAAUCCCCGUGGCUGGAGGCCGAACAACAAACAUGCUUACAUGGGGAUUGCUGCCAUAUGGAUUUUAGCCACAGCUUCCUCUUUGCCUUUCCUGGUCUACCACGUGUUAACAGAUGAGCCCUUUAGAAAUGUAACAUUUGAUGAAUAUAAAGACAAAUAUGUGUGCUUGGACCUGUUCCCCUUGGACACUGCCAGGCUUUCUUAUACUACAACACUUUUGGUGAUUCAGUACUUUGGACCACUCUGUUUUAUAUUUAUUUGCUACUUGAAGAUAUACAUACGGUUGAAAAAAAGGAACAACAUGAUGGACAAGAUGAGAGACAGUAAGUACAGAUCCUCUGAAACCAAAAGGAUCAACAUCAUGCUGAUCUCAAUAGUGGUCGCAUUUGCAGUUUGCUGGCUGCCUCUCACCAUCUUCAAUAUCGUGUUUGAUUGGAAUCAUGAAAUUCUGCCUGUUGCUACCUGCAGCCACAACCUGUUGUUCCUGAUUUGCCACCUCACUGCCAUGAUUUCUACCUGUGUGAAUCCCAUCUUCUACGGGUUUCUCAAUAAGAACUUCCAAAGGGACCUGCAGUUUUUAUUUCAUUUUUGUCAUUUCCACUCCCGUGAGGAGGAUUAUGAGACUAUAGCCAUGUCCACCAUGCACACAGAUGUUUCAAAAACCUCUUUGAAACAGGCAAGCCCAGUCACAUUUAAAAAAAUAAAUAGUGAUGAUGAUGAAAAAAUAUAAAGGAGUAAUAAAAAUUCCAUACCAAACUGCUUGAAGUGUGAUUGCAGGUGAAAUGUGUCCAAGGACAAGUGAAAUUACAUAACAAGUACAAAACGAGUAAUGUUUUUCUUCCUUUUCCGAGGAACUUUGAUUGUUGUCACUUUGAAAUUAUAUGCUGUGCAUUUUUGCCCCUUUUACUGCUUUAAUGUUCACAGAAGUUGUAUCUGAAUUUUAUUAUAAGACAGAGUUAGACCUGCUACUACCUAUGGUUUUCAUCUGCUGUCUUUUGUUCUGUUCUCUUUGUACAGCUAUGUGCUUUAGCAGAAAGGUUUAUUUAUUGAUUAUAUUUUUUCAAAGAAGUAGUUUUCAGGAGUGUCUAUCUAAGACCAUAGAAACAACAUGAACCACAGGGACACUGUCACUACAGAGGACACCCACCAAAGAAUAAAAUUAGGAAAUUCUGAUUCGAAGAGUAGUUUCUUUCUUUUUUAAUUCAGCUUUUGAUUGAUGUUAAAAUCCUCUAAAAUCAGUGUAGGCAUGCAAAAAAAGGAUUCUGUGAGACCUGUAGAAUAUGUUUAAAUGGUGACGUACAGUUUUCUAAUUCACAGUGGAAAUUCAGGCUAUGAUCACUUAGUUUCAAAGAAAGGAUUAAGAAAGAAAUUCUGUUUUUAUUUACAAGAAUAAAACCCUAUAGUAAUGCCACAGUGCACAAUGUGAUAACUCUGAUGCUUCACCACAGCAAAUGAAAACAUAAAUGGGCCUUCAGUCCCAACUGAUUAGAGCUGGUUUUAAUAACACAGGCUUUUUAAUUUAAAAACCCUAAACCCCAUUUUCAUCUGCCAUCACUGACAGGAGUUAAGUGUUGCUGGGAUGAAAUAUACCAUCUGUCCCUGGCCUAUGAACCAUGUAAACUUUCCUUGAGACCUAUGUCCAGAAUCUAAAAGGAGAUGGGACUGUUCACUGUAUGGGCAAGGUGCAAUAUCAUCCUUGCUGGUGACAGUGAAAAUCAGGUCUGGUAUUAAAAAAUAUAAGCUUUAGCUACCUGAGUCUUUUCAUAGUAAUUAGUGUUGACCUAUAUAAAUCAUGUAUAGCCUCAAAAUAUUCUGUGUUCAGAUGCAGUGGCAUAAACCCGGAUAAUCUCAGUCUUAAGCUGUGCCAGGGGAGGUUUAGAUUGGAUAUUAGGAAGAAAUUUUUUACAGAGGGAAUAAUCAGACAUUGCAAUGGGCUGCCCAGGGACGUGAUGGAUUCACCGUCCCUGGAGGUUUUUAAGCUGAGACUGGAUGUGGCACUGAGUGCCAUGGUCUAGUAAUCAUGGCAGCAUUGGAUCAAGGGUUGGACUUGAUGAUCUUGGAGAUCUUUUCCAACCUGGUUGAUUCUAUGAUUCUAAUAUCGAAGACAAUGGAUGGUUAAAUCAAGAUCUGCAAAACUUAAAAGAAGGAUAUGGAUAAAGUUUGGGUAUAACUGAUAUGCUUAGCUUCCAAACUCACAGUUUCCACAUUUGGUUGAAGUAUGGAAUUACUUGUCAAAUAUAUACAAUAGAGCUCUGUGUAUUACUGCUUAAAGUACGUAUCCUCUAAUUGCACAAAGUAUUCAUGACUAGAUCCCCAGUUGAGGGAAACCCACAUAACUUGACUGCUGUAAAUGAAAUUACAACAAUAUUAGCCAGCUGAGGUUCUGUGUCAUACAGUGUACUUUGCUGUAAAAUCAAGGUCUUUCUGAAUAAUCAGCUUUUUAAAAUACAAUAUAGACCCUACUUUCUUUCAAGAGGAUCAUUUGAAAUCAUUAUGGCAGACAAGAGGGUCUUUAAAAUGGAUAUAAAUGUAAAUGCAGCAUGAAUGGAAAUCUGACUUGAUACAUUUCUGAGCAAAAAGAUCUCAGGAUGUUAUGGUGAAUUUAAUGUGUUCUAAAUUUGACAUAGAUAAAUGCCUAAGAAAUUAAAAUUAUUUGGGAUGCCAGAAUUUAAAAGUAAAACACUAUGUCUUGUGCUGUCUUAUAAAUAGUGUAGAAUAUUAAAGUAGCAAUGUGUUCUUGUGCAUUAUAAUUCCAUGUAUUUCUCUACUGGAAGAUAAUUUAAUUUAAAAGGUUUCUGUGCUUGAGAACAGAGAUGGAAUGUAGAAAAUUAAUUAUAAGACAGAAGUUUCUUUCAGAGCUUUGGCCUUUUGUAUUUUAUGAGAUUUCCUUUUUCUUUGCGGUUCUCUGUGGUAUGUGUUGCUAAUAAUUUGACAAGGGUCUCCCAAAAUUAUUUCCCUCUCACUUUGCAACAAUUUUCACCUUCUAAACGAUGUGUAGUUUCACAGUGAGAUACAAUGUAGAAAAACAGCCUUUUUUUAUAUAUUAAGAAUGUCACAGUGGGUUUUUCCCAUUACAAAAAGAAUCACUAUGAAUUUUUGAAUUUUACAUGCUUUUUUCCUUUUUUUUCCCUUUUUUUUUUUUUUGAAGCUCUUUCUUUCAAUAGAGUGGAAGAAGAAAAUUCAAUUAUUUGAGAAACUUUCCAAUUAGUUUGCUGGAAAUUUUCGAUCAGUCUGAAUUAGGUGUAUACAGAGUAGGUUUUGGAGCAACUUCAGAGGAGCCUGCCAGUGUUCAGGGACCUAAAACAGGUGUGUGCUAAAAUUUGGAGAUCUUCAGUGGGAUUGCAACAUAUUUCUUCCUAUGUCAGCAUUUCUCCUGCUUGAGGUCCAAUCUCAAAUCCUGCAGCCCAUCUGAUACUGUCAUACUGUCUCCUGAGAAUGUGUCAGGUGUUUUUUCCCUCCCAACACCUGAUAAACAAGGUGAACUGCAAGUGGGAGGAUUCCUUCUGCUCAUCUUUGUUAAGCUCAGGAGCCAUUUUUCCUCUGCACUGCUGUCCUAGAAUCAGGCUUAUAUUGUUUCCUCACUUCCCUGCAAGAAGCCUUUCUGAGGCUCCGCUAAGGACGCAGGCUGGUGCAUUGUCAUACAAAUAGCACAGUGUGCUCUGCCUCAAACGACAGUGUAAAGGAAUACAGUGUAAAGAGUGUCCAGCAGGAAAAUGCAUUUGGAGAAUUUCAGAGUCAAAAUCAUUGCUCUUCUGAAGAAUUUAUUAUGAGAUAAAAGUAGUCUCUCUGAGGUGCUGACCUGACAUCCGCAGGGCAUAGAUCAUAUCUACUGAGAGCAGUAUUUUUGUCCUUGUAUUCGUGACUUGAUGCUGGAGUUCUCAAAAGCCUCUGGAGACUUUUCCCUCCCAACAACCAGAGGAUCAACAUUGAUCCUCUCUUUUAUUUUCGUGCUCCAGCAUGGCUUCUCAUCCUCUAUAUGCUAAAUUUCUUUACAGGGUAAGCUGCUGAGUUUCACGUUUCACUAUAAUUUUUCAGUCAUUCUGGUUUGAUAUUUAUUUCUCCUAUGUGCUGUCUUGUCAAACAUCCCACAUUUCAGCACAUGGCGAUUCCUAUCUCAGAAGCCUGAAAAUCCCUUUUAUUCUUUCAGACUGGUAGAGAAGUUUUACUGACAGAAAAUCAGAACAGUGAGUGAUCUAUAACGUAUCUUAUUAUUUAUGUGUCAUACAUUUCAUGUCAAAUCUACAGCCUUAAAUGACAAAUGGAACUAUUUAAUAAACAUUAUUAUCUGCUUCAUUUAUCUGUUAUUUUAGCAUCUUAAACUUCAGUUUUAUUGGCCACAGACAUUUAAAGCUUCUGCAUAAUCUAAAUAAACCAGCAUAUAAAUGUAAUGUUAAUAAAUACUUCUGUAUUCCCAUAUUGGUUUUUUUUCAACAUAUCUCUUCAUUGUGUCAUUGUCACUACGUAUGGUAAUUCGCAACUUUCACAUCAACAGUAAAAAAAAGGAUAAUAAUAAAGGAAGCAAUUAAUUGGCAAUAAUACCUGCCUUUGGUAGGCCAGGAAAGAACUGGAUAUUAAAAAAAAAUAUAUCUAUAUGUGUAUAAUCAACCCUGUUUUUAUCACUAUAUAAAGAAAUCAGAUUUAAACUAGGAAAAGGAAUCAACUUGACAGGACCCCCCAGAUCUCUUGAGCUGAUGCUGACUGUAUCUCAUCACUGAUGAAAGUGUGAAGGGUAAGGAUUCAUACAUUCUGACUCUGUGGUCUUGGACUACAGUUCCAGCUAUUAUGAAUGGAUCCUAAAGGCAUAAUGAUACUGAUUCAUAUUCAGACUGUAAAUCAGCAUAUGUUUAAAUCCAGGCCUGUAUAUCAAGUUCUCAUUCUAACCCCAGGAAAGUGUUCUCAGAUCAAUGAAACUGAAAAAUUUGCUUAGAGUUAACCAUUUGCCUAGGCACUCUACUGAAUAAAGGUACACUGUUGGCUGGCAGCUCACACUCUUUCCUAAAAAUCAGAUUUUGGAUAUUAGCUUAUUAUAGAAAUAAAUUAAUGGCAUAUAGUUGUUUGGCUUUUUUUUCUGGAUUGUUCUAUGGAUUUUUUUUCUGGGGUACAGUGCCUGAUAAUGGUUCAUUUUAAAGUUUUCCUUCCUAUUUCUUUCUAUCAAAGAAUUUACUGAACUAGUGCAUAGAGAAUGAAGACAAUAAGGAAACGGUUUUUCUUUUAUUCUUAUUUUUAAAGCAUAUAUAACAGUAGGAAACAAGAGCUUAAAUAACAUCUCUUGUUUGCAACAGAUUACAUUCACUCAGCUGAGUGGAAAGGGGAGAGAAAUAACAAUUAUAACAAAACAAUAAAUUUUGUUGAUAGUCAUUUCUCAGUUGAAGGAUAUGUACAACUCCAAGAUCUACCAUGUCAUCUUCAUUCUUGUGUUAUUUAAUACGUGGUAUCUGCUUCCCUGAGUCAUUACUAAUUAGUCAAGUCAUUACUAAAGUUGAUAUGAAAGAAAAUUCUUUUCUUCUAUCCAGGUUUUGCAGAAUUUUAAAUGUUUGAGUAUUACAUGCAAGAGGAAAAAGUGUUACCAGCUUUAGUCUCUAACACUUUAAUUAACCUCUGAUCAGAAAUUACUUCUAUUCAGUAUUUCUGCCCAUGCAAAAUACUGUUAAUGGCCUAGUUGAAGGUGAUAUUUCAAAUAUUAGGGAGUGCAUUCACAAAGACUGACUUUAGCUGAAGGAUGGCAGCUUUACUGGUCUCCUCCAGAGGAAACCAGAAGGCAUUCACACCUACACUACUCUGGGUGCUAUGAAUCUACCAAAAUGGCUUUCUCUCCGUUAUCAAUAUGGACUGCUAAGGGACAGCCAGCUUCCAGGGCCAGCGCUAGGCCUGGUGACUACUGCUUCCCUUCCUCCACCUUACAUGAUGCUUCUGCUCUCACUUCAUAUUUCAUCCUCUUGAUGGCUGCUUUCUGAGGAAGCUGUACGAAUUUGUACUCUGAUUUUGUGAGUGCCUGAAUAUAUGGUAAAAAUCAACUCUAUUCAGGGCAGUGCUUUAAAUAGUUUCUUUCAUUAAAAUUAUCUUCCGGCAAGUUUCUGGUAGGCAAGUUUCUCAAAAUUUAGAAGUACAUAAUCUAGAAAACUUAUGUAGGAUAUAUGUUCAUACAGAACAUCCAGCUCAUUGCAGCAAAACUGACAGCACAUACAGUCUUGUGUUUUCCAAAUAGAUGAGGUGAUGAUCUGGUUAUUGACAUAGGUCACGCUUAGUUGCAAGAAAUUUGCACCAGAUGCAAAUGUGUUUGAGACUGAUGCACAGGAGAGGGUCUGCAUGGUAAACUAACAUGCCACAUAUUAUGCAACAUUUCAGAUAUACAGGGAAAUAGAUAGUUUGGAAAAGAGCCAAAAAGCAGAUUUAGAUGAAGCCUUGAUGCCUUUUGCCAAAUAUGAACAAAAAGACUUGAAGUCAGACAUUAUUUAAUUUGAGGGCCAACAGACUGACAGGUAAAUGCUUUUUUGAGCACAGUGGUGGUCAAAAAAGUAUGUAUGUUAAACAGGUUCUCUGCUCCCGUUUCCUGAAAAAGGAUAUAAAAUUAUAAAUUACUCUGAAAAUAUAAGUUUUUAAGAUUCUUCACCUUGGAUUAAUCUAGAUCUCUUUUUGAGACAAAGGAAACAAAAUGUUUUUGGCAAUUGAAAAAUAACAGCUUUUCAUUGUGCCCCCCCCCCCCACUGCACAAGAGUCCGUUUGCUUCCACUUCUGCACAACAUGGAGAAGGUUUGUUUAUGGCAGGAGUAACCUGAUCAACAAAGCCCCUCUUGUCUCUCUUGGCUCAUGUCCACACUGAUACUGUGCUACUGUUUUUCACUUUGCAAUCUCCCCCCCCCCCCGCCUCCCCCAAGCUAUGACAUUUUUAUUAUUCUAUUUAUAUUGUUUCUUUAUAAAAGCUGUCUGUGAAAGGAUGUCCUUGAAAGAUCCUAUUUGAUGUGUGCUUGAACAUAUGGGUAAGAGGCCACAUAGGACUUGUACAAAUGUGACUGACAAUGUGGUGAUGUGUCAGCGGACAGACAAGUUGAAAACGUAUUUGUUGCAUACUGUUAUUCAGCCCUUUUCAACUAAAGUUUUUGUUAUAAUUUUAAUUCAUGUAAUCUAAAUAUCAGUUAAGCUUAUGUAUCUAGCCUUUCAUCUUGAUGAUCAGCCUCCAGAGACAUUCAGCAAGAGGAGACACUGGGUAACCCAGUGUAUUCCUUACUUAGCUUUAUUGACUCUAAUUGUUGCAUAUAAGCCUCUCCUUUUUGUACUAUACUUGAAGAUAUAUAUGCAAAAGUGUUCCCUUCUCUCUCUUCAAGACUCUUCAAGUAAAAGCUGUAUAAUUAAGAGAUAUAAUAGAUAGGACUGGUUUAUCUUUUCUGAUUUUUAUUUCCAUUAUUAUUAUGACUGUAAAGUUUGAGGCUCUUCAAUUAAGCCUUGACUUCUUAUCAGUUUGGGCACUGGGGUAGUCUCCUGGAUGACAGUUGCCGUGCAUAUGGCUAAACAGGUGCUGAAGUAAGAGCCUUGAAGCUUGACCUAAAACAUUGCAUGGUUAAUGAAAAGCCUCCAUUGACUUCAAUGAGCUUAGGGUAGGGUAUUUGAUUCAAGUGACACUGAAGUGAGAUAUAUGUCAGAACAUCGGCUUCCUAGAGAGGGCAACAGGCCGUAAGAAGUGACAUUAUCUACCCGUGUAGACUCAGCAGAGACACAAUUCCUUAGUCAUCCAUGUCAGUCCAAGGGGCAUAUCAAAAAGUCAUCUUCAGCUGGUACUUAUACUAUGGUUAUCCUCUUAAGUUCUUCUGUGAGUUUUACUCUGAUUUUUUUUUCUGGUCGCAGUUACAAGUUAAAUGUACCAAGCUACCUGGCUUACUGAUUUAAACCAAUUUGCUUCACAGAAAAUUGAAGAUGACACUAGCAAUUCUUCACUACUAAAAGUGGGGGCUUUGUUUAUUAUUAUUAUUAUUAUUAUUAUUAUUAUUAUUAUUACUAUUAUUAUUGUUAUUAUUAUUAUUUCUGCUUUUUUUCACUUUGUAAAAAAUAACAAAACAAAAAAGAUCACUAACAGCCAGACAGCAUAGUUUAUUUUACAUCUGAGAUUCACUUCAGUCAGUAAGGAAUCUCAGCCUUCAGCACAAUCUGUGGAUUUACCUUGUAGAGGUGCUCCUACAGCAGAAACACCAGCAAUCAUGAAUAAAACCACUGCAAGUAGUUGCUUAAAUACAAUUAUCUUCCAAAUUAGAUAAGGGCACCUUUAAGUCAAUAUAUAGAAACUUGAAUUAAAAUAUUAAUGGUUUUGUGUUGGAAAUGAUGCUUUCAAAUAACCACAUGACCUCAUGAAAUUAUAAAGCCUGAGCCUGACCUCAUUCAUGUUAGUCAAAUGCUGUGAUAACAUCUCUGACAUUGUUCAGAAGGUUAUGGUGUGGAUGAGGCAGGUAAAUGAGAUCAAUUUGUGAAGCUGUCAGAUUGGUUUUUUAUACCUAUAGAUUUUAUGUUACUAGGGUUAGGAUAACAUAAGGAAAUGAAGUACCUUUUUUUUUUAAUUCCUUGAUAAUUUUCACUCAGACCAAACAGGUUUGCUAAAGCUUUCUAAGGCUGAAAUGGUAUUGGAUUAGCUGAGUACCUGUUAUUUAAGUAAGUUUGUUCUUUUAAGCCGGACAUACAUGUAGGUGUUACCAUCUGAAGCCUUAUUUUCUACACAGUAGAAUAUAGAUACGUACGUUUACUAUCACAUAUAGAAGCAUUUUAAAAUGCCGACUUCAAGUGAAUUUUAUAUAUUUAUAAAAAAACCCCUAAACAUUCAGCAGUUCUUAUGUUCAGAGAAUGUUUGUAGAAGAAACAAACCAAGCUGUGACAGUUGUCCAGCUGUGCUGACUGUGCAGUUUGUUUUGGCAGAAGGGUUUUGGUUUAUCUGACCAUGGGACCCUGUCUGAGCAUCAGCAUCUGCUUGGAAGACAUGGGAUCCACCUCACUAAGUGAAGCAAAGGUAUCUUUGCCAGCAGGAUGUCUGACUUGCUAAGAAGGUCUUUAAACUGGGAGUGAUGUGAAAUGAAGAGUAUUAUCAGCAGCCUGUAAGGGAAUGAAGGACAGGACUGUCAAGCAAAGGGCCUGGGGUGGUGCAAGUAAAGGCAAAGGUAAUAAAGAGCGAAAAUGAGGUCACCUUAAGCAUUUGCAGUUAAGCAAGGAAGUGCCUACAAGAUACCAAUUUGCAAAAAAUUCACAGACCCUUUCUGGGAAAAUGGCACGUUGAAGUGUCCCUCAGAAGAGCCACUCUCAAGUGCCUGCACACUAAGUGUGUGCAGCAUGGGCAAUAAAUGUAAGUAGAGAACUGUGUGGGAUUGCAGGGCUGUGUUCUUGCUGGAUCAUGGCAGUGUAGUGGAAUGGCUCCUGUGACUGUAAUGUUGCAAUGGAGGGAUACAGGCCCUUUAGGAAGGACAGGAUAUGAAGAUGAAGAGGUGGAAUUGCCCUUUAUGUGAGAGAGCAGUUAGAGUGUAUGGAGCCAUUCUGAGGAUGGAUGAGGAGCCAGCUAAGAACUUAAGAGAGAAGAUUAAACAGCACACCAGUGUGGAUGACAUUGUAGUGGGUGUCUGCUACAGGCUGCCUGAUGAGGGAAGCAGUAGAUGAGGCUAGAAGAAACCUCAUGUUCACAGGCCCUGAUCCUUGUGGUGGACUUUAACCACUCCUGAUACCUGUAGGGCAUAAGUAAUCCAGGAUUCUUGUUCCCGCAGGACAUCGAUGGAAAUUUCAUGACAAUGAUCAUAGAGAAAUCAGCACUUGCAAAAAAGGAAGAGCUUGUCAGGGCUGUGAAGACUGAAGGCACUAUUGGUGCAGUUCUGUACUCUUACAAGUUUGGGGAAGAUUGGGAGCUAUGCAGGGAAAAGCAUUUUUAUCAAUGCCUGAGUAAGGUAAAGAAUAGAAACCCUACUCCGGCCUGCUAUGUUUGGCAGCAGCAAUCUGAUUGGUAUUAUCUGGGUGAUAAGUACGCUCUUAUGUCCGAGCUAGGCAGUGCAACUUGGGAAGGAGGACUAUGGGGCCCAAGAGUUAUAGAGCACAACCAAGAGUUGUGGUAAUGCAGUAUUAGCCUGCAUGGAAAUACGAGGGGAGACCUGAGGCAAAUUUGGUGGGCUGAAACCAGGCCAUAGAGAUAUGGAAUCCAAAUGUUAGUAAUUUUAUUAUUUAGAAUAACCUAUGAUAGGAAAUGUGUGACAAUUAUCAUAUAUGACAAUUAUGACUUUCUAGGCCAAGCUAUAGUACAUGUGUUUAUCAAGAUUUUUGGGGCAUUUUUAUUUUUUAAAUAAAGCUCACAAUUAUUUGGAUAGUUAAAUCCAGUAUAGCAUGGUUCCCAUGUUAGAGAGAGAACUUGUCAGUGAAGGUGCUGACAGUACAAAUUAUUCUUUUUCAACUCUAAAGCCAUCUGAAUUUGAAAGAGUUCUGAUUGCUCUAAUAUAGUUUACUUACUAGGUACAAUACAUUUUUUUAAAAAAGCUACAGAAGAAGCAGUGUUUCUGAUGAGUAUAUAAGCCAUGCUACUCACUUUAAGUAAAGACACACAACUGUUAUUCAUACAUUUUAACUAAAAAUUGGUGUUAGCCCUGUCACACUGGGUAUUGCCAUUUGACUUCUUGCAUGGUUUUCUUAGAAAUGCAGUGAUUCAUACAAUGACUAUGAUUGCAGCUAGGCAAAAAAGAAAAAGGAGCCAGACAAAACCUUUCUGCUCAGAAAGUACAGUUUACAUGAUUUCUUAAAUCAUCUCCCCACUCCAUCAAACACCUCUCCAACCCAUAUUUUUAGUUCAGGGUAGCAGAGAGAGAGUUUUGAUGCUUUAAAAAUCUCACUGAAGGCUUCUACCCAUACUGACCCAAUCUGAAAGACGUGCUGAUUUUUCAGUGCUCUCUGGAGGAAGAUCUCUGCUAGGAGGAGUAUUUAAUUGGACCUCAAACUACUCUGCUACUGUGCCCUAUAGUUAGCCAGAAUUCAAGAUCAGAUAAGACUGCUUUAAUUAGACAGAAGCUGAGAUAAACAUGUUCUUUAUGAAAUGUUAUUUAGAAACACCUUUUAGACAGUACUGUUUCCAGAACAACAGGAAACUUGUCGUAAGACAAGUUCCAAGCGAGCCUGGGUUUAAGAAACACUAUCUCUGCUUCCUUUCAGUGCUGUGUUUGCAACUCUCUGCACUGACCCUCUGCGUUCACAUCGCAAGCAGUCAAUGUUGUAAUCACAGAAAUGACGAUCACACAGACCUCUUGUUGGUAUGGUACAAGAUUAAGCAAUCCCUCUUCCCACCUUUCUCUUUUCCCACACCUACACCUCACAAUCACUUGUCACACUGAAGGGUAAAUUAAGCUGCAGCAUAGAUCCAGCUUAAGAACAAUAAACCUAAUAAUAAAGAAGGGAUUUGAAUGAGGGAAUUGGUCCCAUUUAUAAGCUGGUUACACAAACACUUGUUCUGGUGUGAAGGGCAGAGGUUAGUGGGAGGAAUGAGUGAAUGACUAAGGAUGAGAAUGCACAGUGCUUAGGCUGGCAUGGCCACAUAAAAUGUUAGUCAAACUAUGCCCUAACUCUGUAAUAAGGAAAAUACCUGUUAAUCCAUCAGAGUUAGCUCUGACCUGCUAUGAGGACAACUAUUUUGGGUGGCCACCAUUGUGUGAACAGCUGGUUUUGCCAAACAAAAAGACUUGGUUGGAUUUUGCCUACAGCUCGAGUGCUUUCUGCUUUAAAGGAGUCUGCUCUUGUCUCAGGAUUUAAGCUUUGCGUUCUGACAACUAUUAUUGCCUUUCCAUAUAGAAACACUUUUCAUGCACACUGUGCUGUAGAAGCUGUUAACUCUGUUCCAAGAAACAUAAUAAUCAUGAAAGUAUGUAUUUUAUAAUAAAUUCUACAACCAUGUGAGUGAUACAUGGUGUGGGUCUUUGGAAUCCAGAAGCUGCUAUUUCUGUAUUUGCUUUUUUCUUCACCUGGAAACUGCGUGGAAGAGACAGAUUUUUGCAGGGCUACAUUCAAGUAGUAAAGAAGAAGUUACACCUCUGAGUCUACAGAACUGUAUUCAGGAAACUGCUGUAAUCAAGAUUCUGUUGAUUCUAUAAUUCUAUGAAUAGGCAAAGCAAUAUCAUUUGCCCUGAUACUUAAGCUUUCUCCAAACAUGUUGUAGUAUGCCAGUAGGUUCAAACUGUCUUGCUUAAAUGAAUGUGGGACACUUUUACCAGCAAUUGCUGUGUUGAAUCACUGUGAACUUUGAUUUUCAACUGACUUUCAAAGUUUUAACUUAGAGGGAUCUGAUUUGAUUUAGCUAAGCUUGACUUAUGAAAUCAUAUAUGACUCAGCCUGUAUCCCCCCUUGUAAAGUGCUCAGAGACUGUGAUAUGCUCAGAUAUGGGAUACUAAUAAAAUGAUAGAGCCUAUUUACUAUGUUCACUGAGGCUGGUUUGUGUCAAAUAUUUGUUUGAACAGCAGCAUUUUCUUGAAAGAGAGAUAUAACAACUAAACUCUCAAAUAUGAAAUUGUUUUAACUGAGGUUCAGUGCAGUCCCUAUUAAUAUCCAGUCUGGAGAUCUUUUAGCUGAGUAUUAGCAAUUAAUUGCAAGGACAUAUAUCUGGAUUAUACAUUGCAGAUUUUGCAUGUAAAUGUGUAAUAAAUGCAUAUAAAUCCAUUAGAUGUAUUGGAAAGAUUGCUUUGAAUAAAGUGACUGAAAUAAAAA
Molecule: messenger RNA, 13884 nt
Organism: Pseudopipra pipra
Lineage: Eukaryota; Metazoa; Chordata; Aves; Passeriformes; Pipridae
Gene: NPY1R
Product: neuropeptide Y receptor Y1
Exons: 4
Coding region: 764-1921 (385 amino acids)
Biological process (GO): G protein-coupled receptor signaling pathway
Cellular component (GO): plasma membrane; neuron projection
Molecular function (GO): neuropeptide Y receptor activity; neuropeptide binding
Source: RefSeq, a predicted model, not a curated record